Messenger RNA from Scleropages formosus (Asian bonytongue), 3200 nucleotides. RefSeq names its product periostin, osteoblast specific factor b (gene postnb). Gene Ontology annotation, biological process: extracellular matrix organization; cell adhesion. Bases 33 to 2189 code for a protein of 718 amino acids. The record is from RefSeq and is a predicted model, not a curated record. Gene Ontology annotation, cellular component: extracellular matrix. Gene Ontology annotation, molecular function: cell adhesion molecule binding. Lineage: Eukaryota; Metazoa; Chordata; Actinopteri; Osteoglossiformes; Osteoglossidae. The transcript has 20 exons.
UCUGAUCCAGGCAGACGGAGGAAGGGAGAAGGAUGAAACUUGUGUUUGCUGUGGCCUUCGCGCUGUUUGCGCUAUCCGCCCUGGAUAGGGUGGAUUCCUCAGCCUACGACAAGAUAGUCACCCACAGCAGAAUCAGAGCCAGGGACCAGGGACCCAACGUGUGCGCCCUUCAGCAGGUCGAGGGAACCAAGAAGAAGUACUUUAGCACCUGCCGGAACUGGUACCAUGGGAAGAUCUGUGGAAAGAAAGCGGUGGUGAUGUACGAAUGUUGUCCAGGAUACACGAAGCUGGAGGGGACGCGAGGUUGCCCUGCAGUGGCUCCCAUUGACCAUGUGUAUGGCACACUGGGUCUGGUUGGCACCACUACCACCCAGAAAUACUCUGAGACCGCAAAGCUGAGAGAAGAGAUCGAGGGCCCUGGCUCCUACACCAUGUUUGCCCCCAGCAAUGAUGCUUGGGAGCUUUUAAACCCUACAGAAAGGAGCUCCUUGGUGAACAACGUGAAUCUCGAACUCUAUAAUGCUCUCCAUUACCAUAUGACUGACAGCCGACUGCUCACCAAAGACCUGAAGGAUGGCAUGAUGAUCCCGUCUAUGUAUCUUGACCUUGACUUUUUCAUCAAUCACUACCCUAAUGGGGUAGUGACGGUGAAUUGUGCCAGGAUCAUCCAUGCCAAUCAGGUGGCCACCAAUGGAGUGGUGCACGUCAUCGACCGUGUCAUCAAAGCUGUGGGCAGAACCAUCCAGGACAUCGUUGAAAAUGACUCAGAGCUCUCCUCCCUGAGCUCCAUAGCCAUGGAUGCUGGCCUGCUGGAAAAGCUGAGCGAGCGGGGACACUUCACCUUGUUCGCACCGACCAAUCGCGCCUUUGAUAAGCUCGACAGAGAGGUCCUGAGGAGACUGAAGGGAAAUAAAGAUGCCCUCAGAGCCCUGCUCAACUUCCACCUUCUGGACUCCAUGUUGUGCGCUGAGGCCAUCAUGGUUGGCGCUUCCUACGAGACACUGGAAGGCCACAACAUUGAGAUAGGCUGUGAUGGUGAGAGUCUAACCGUCAACGGGGUCAAGAUGGUGCUGAAGAAGGACAUUGUCGCUACCAACGGUGUUGUCCACCUGAUUGAUGAAGUGCUUAUACCAGACUCAGCCAAACAGGUGAUGGAGCUUGUUGGGCCCUCGCAGGCCAUGUUUGCCGACAUGAUAUCUGAGCUUGGCCUGUCAGCCCAGAUGAGAUCCAAUGUGGAAUACACCCUCCUGGCCCCAUUCAAUACAGUCUUCACUCAGGAAGUGUUAUCCAUGGAACAGGAUGAGCUUAUGAUCAUGCUACAGAAUCACAUCCUAAAGAGUAAGGUGGUCCUGAGCCAGCUGUAUGAUGGCCAGCGCCUGGAGACCCUUGGAGGCAAAACUCUGAGGGUGUUUCUUUAUCGUACGGCCGUUUGCAUUGAGAAUUCUUGCUUGGUAAGGGGCAGCAAGGAGGGCAUCAAUGGUGCCUUGCACCUCAUGAGGACCUUCAUCAAGCCAGCUGUGAAGAAUAUGUUCCAGAUCCUGAAGAGUUCUGGGCGCUUCAAGAUCUUCUUGUCCCUUAUGGAGGCCGCAGGCUUGACUGAUAUCCUGCGACAGGAGGGCAGCUACACUCUCUUUGCCCCCACAGAUGAUGCAUUUGUGGGUCUGAGCCAGCAAGACAUUGCAACACUGAAAAGUGACGCUGAUGCACUGAAGACCUUCCUGCUGUACCACUUCAGCAAAGGCAUCUUUAUCGGUGGAGGACUAGAAACCGGAGUCACCAACCUGCUCAGCUCUCUGCAGGGGAAUUAUCUCAAAGUGCUCCUUAUUAACAACACCAUUUCGGUGAACUCCAUGCAGUUACCUGAAACAGACAUGAUGGCGACAAAUGGAGUGGUUCAUUUUGUCAAAACCUUUCUUUAUCCUGGAGAUGUGCCAGUGGGAAACCAGGAGCUGCUAAGUCUUCUGCAGAGAAUCAUUAAGAACAUUCAGAUCAAGUAUGUCCCUGGAUACAGAUACAAGGAGAUUCCUGUUACCUUCAUAAAACGAGUUGUCACCCGUGUCCCAGAUAUGCGACGCAGGCAACGGGCCGCUACUGGGGGCGGGUCUUCCCGUCCCCUUCCAGUUACUAGGGUGAUUCAAGGGCCAACCACUAAGAUCACGAGGGUCAUCGGAAGAGGGUCACAACAGUGACCAGAGCCAUCCAAGGAUAACAAGGCUAGCCUGACUCUACGAGGUGAGAACACAGUGAGCAUGACUCACACAAGAACGUCCUUCAGCAACCAGAACUAGAAAUGGUGAAAAAACAAUAAAGGCACUGACCUUGUCAAUGCUUAAAUGCUGAAUGUCAUUUUGAGCUGAGAAAAUAACUUUAAAAUCCUUCAAAAGAGAAAAACCCUAUUUUAAAACUCAUUGGCAAUCUUCCAAAUAAUCAUUUGCUUGGUCAGAAAAUGUAUACUGUGUGAUGCUAUGAAAUUAUACUGUUUUCCUAGAGUUUACAAAAUACAUGGAGAUCUAAAAUUUGCCUGAAAUUUUUUUUGAAAGGUUUUCAUAUGUAAAACCUUAAUAUCAGCUAUUAAAUGCAGAUGGUUUAAAUACAUUCAUGGGAUUUUAUAUUCUUACCAAUAUUAUUAUUUGGUAUAACUUCAAUAAAUAUGAACAAACUUAAGUACACAGUUUAGAAAUUCCACAAUAAGCGGCAUAAUCUCCAUGUUUCAAUUUUAUUUUAGAGUUUCAUAAAAUUUUUAAAUGCUGAGGUCAAUAAAAAGCCCCUUUUUGAUGAUCAAAAAUAUUGAAUGAAAUUUUUAUUCCAUUACUUUUUUAGGUUCCCUUUUGUCAAUCAAGGUAUCUUCAUUUGAUGUACGAAAUGGAACUGGGAACUAAAUGAUAACUUAAAAAUUAACCCAGUCUUAUGCCUUUUAUAGAAAUUACUAUCAAAUUAAUGGAAUGACGGAGAUUGAUAGGACCAUUUACCUCUACAUUUGUGAUUUUAGGGUGCUCGCAUUCAGAUCGCAGAAUGCCUUUUUUUUUUGCUCUCAAUAAACAAUACUUAGCUACUUCACAUAGCGAGGUUUUUCUGUAAGGUUUGUGGCUUGCCUAGACUGAAUGUUUAGUCUAGUGUUGUGCUUUUUCAGAACUCUGUUCUCUUUCAUAUUUAUGCUUAUAUUUUACUGUUGGGUUUGGUUCAGAAACAGACAGUACCAA